Molecule: messenger RNA, 1314 nt
Organism: Tetrahymena thermophila SB210
Lineage: Eukaryota; Ciliophora; Oligohymenophorea; Hymenostomatida; Tetrahymenidae
Exons: 1
Source: RefSeq, a predicted model, not a curated record
AUGAAUUAUAAAAUAGCCACAUUAAUCUUUAUUUUGCUAUAAUUAGCUUUUACAUAGUAAUGUCGUAACAGCUGUGCAACUUGUAAUGGAAAUGUUUGCCUCUCUUGCAGCGCCUAAAAUUCUUAAGUUGAUCCUAAUCAAAGAACAUGCGUUUGUUAAGAUGGAUAUUAUGCUUCUUCUUUGAACCCAUUAACUUGUAAUAAAUUAAUCUCAGGUAGUUCAGAAAGUUAGUGCAAUAUUGAUCUAGCUUUAAAUAUGGCUAAUUUUAUUGUUAACACAGAUUGUUAUUACUACACUGAAAAUGCUGGCUAAAACGGUUAAGAAGCAAAUUAUGUAAGAUCUGAUGUUACAAUUGAUACAAUUCAUUCAUAAUUCAGUAAUGCAAGUUGCAGAGGCAGUCUUGUUACUCAUAUAUAGUAUUAACCUUCAACAAACAAUUUCCCUAAAGAAGAUUAAAAUUACAUUGACUUACCAACUCCAUCUUCAGGAGGUUCAUAUGUAAAUAACUUACCUGGUGGAGAUGUUGGAGACUAAAGAAUCUAAAUUCCUCUUAUUGAUGUUUAUAAUUUAGCUCAUAGUUCAAAUGUAAGCUAAGAUGGUAGCCAAAUUGUGUAGAUUUUGAAUUUUAGAAUUUUACUUGGUUUCUCUGGAACUUGGCUUAGAUCACAUAGAUGGUAAUCAACUGUUUUUACAAAUAGAAACUAAGUUUAAAUCUUUACUGUUAAUGUGGAUAUUUAAAGAACUUAGGGUUGUUAAUCAGGUUAGGAAUGUAUUAUUAUUGCUGAUUUAGAUAUAACUGGUGGAUAAUAUAAAUCAGAUUGGAAAACUCUAUAUACCUCUUCUAGUUCUAAUAAAAAUUCUGUAUCUAAAGACUCCCUUAAUACAGGUGCUCCUCCAUCAUACACUGUUGGUGAUACUAUGUAUUUGAGAGUUUGGUUUUAGGAUCCUACUUAUACCUAAACACUUUCAUUAACAAAUGUUCAAUAUAUGACCGGAAGUGGACAAGUUUAUGAUUAAACUAAUCUUAUAGCUCCUUCUGCUACAGGAUGGAGUUCAACAGAUAAUUCUUUACAUGUUUAAUUACCUUUGGUUUUACCCUCCUAAAGCGCAACAGUUUAAUUAACUAUGUAAAUUUAACUACCUCCUUCAAAAAGAAAUUUGUAAGGCUUAUCAUCACCUACAAAAAAGGUCUCUUAGUAAUUUACUUUUACAGUUGCCAGUGCUUCAUCGACUAAUUAAGGAAACAGUACAACAUAUUCACUUACAUUAUUACUUGGAGUUAUUAAUUUAUUGAGUAUUUUUAUAUUAAUAUGA